AUGGUUGGUAGAGUAGGAAAACAAUGUCGCAAGCAAUGGAAUAAUCAUCCGCGUCCUCAUAUUAAGAAAGACGUUUGGACUGAAGAUGAAGAGAGAUGGUUAAUUCAAGCACAUGAAAGACUUGGAAAUCAACGAGCAGCGAUAGCUAAGUACAUUCCUGGAAGAACUGAAAAUUCAACAAAGAAUCACUGGAAUGCGACAAAAAGGAGUAAUGGUUUCGCCUCCACUAACUCAGAUUUUGGCACCACCACCACUGCAGCAAAUCCGUCGAACGCCGGUACACCACUCUCUGAUGAUGAAGACUCUACACCAUUUUUCGUUGAAGGGACAUCUGAGAAUACUUAUAGCUUCAACGUUGAUGAAAAUUAUAAUCAUCCCACCAUUUUCUUCACUUCCACGGAGAUUUUACAGACAACUGAUUCUCAAUUGCCUGCUGUAGAAUAUUGUCGCGAGCGAUGGAAUAAUCAUCUGCUUGCUCAUAUCAAGGACGCUUGUACUGAAGAUGAAGAGAGACGGUUAAUUCAAGCACAUGAAAGACUUGGAAAUCGAUGGGUGGAGAUAGCUAAGUACAUUCCUGGAAGAACUAAAAAUUCAAUAAAGAAUCACUGGAUUGCCACAAAAAGGAGGCAGAUUUCAAGGAGAAAGAGAAAGAAAGUAAAAGGAGAUAGAAGACAGUCAACACUAUUACAAGAUUACAUCAUAAAAAAGUAUUUCGGUAAUGGUUCCACCUCUACUAACUCUAAUUUCGGCGCCACCACCACUGCAGCAAAUCUGUCCAAUGCUGGCACACCACUCUCUGAUGAUUAUGACUCUACACCCUUUUUCGGUUUUGAAUCAUGCAAUGACGAAAUGGAUUUCAUGAAAACCCUAUUUGAAAACAAUCAGUCCAUCGUUUCAAUUCCAGUCGAUCAUCGUUGA
Olea europaea var. sylvestris is the source of this 918-nucleotide messenger RNA. Its product is annotated as transcription factor MYB64-like. Gene Ontology annotation, molecular function: DNA-binding transcription factor activity, RNA polymerase II-specific; RNA polymerase II cis-regulatory region sequence-specific DNA binding. The record is from RefSeq and is a predicted model, not a curated record. The coding region runs from base 1 to 918 and encodes 305 amino acids. Gene Ontology annotation, biological process: regulation of DNA-templated transcription. Lineage: Eukaryota; Viridiplantae; Streptophyta; Magnoliopsida; Lamiales; Oleaceae. Gene Ontology annotation, cellular component: nucleus. The transcript has 4 exons.